AUGGUUGAAUCCUCUCAACCAUCCAACUCUGAUAUUUGCCACGUAAAAGAUGAAUUAAAAAAAAUUCUCAUAUAUUUUAAGAAAUGUGAAAAUAAUUUAUCUGAUAAUCAUUUGAUUAGAGCAAAAAUAAAUGAAAUUAAUGAGCAAGGAUUAGAAUUUCAUUCUUGUUUACAAAAAUCCAUCACGCAGAGCAUCACACUUGAAAAACAUGCCGAAAAUAUGAUUGAAUGUAUAGAAAUUUUAGGGAGCUCAAACUUUAGUCCAGAUUGUGUUUCAGAAAUCUUACGUACUCAUUUAGAUGAUACUCAAACAAAUAGGGAGGAAACUCGACAAAUAAAAGAUAAAUAUAAUAAUAUUAAGGGUAGAUUGAUUGAAAUUAACAAUGAAAUUUCUGCUCGCUCCAUCACAAAUAUGCAAUUAUUACUGGAAAAUGAAGAAGAAUUAAAGGACCUUGAAAGAAGUAAUGGCAAACUCGUGACCAUGGGGAUCAUUCUUAUGUUUGUACUUGUUUUUGGAAAAUUGAAUAUUAAUAAUAAAGAUGAUGCCUUGAUUUUUCUUGGAAUUAUGGUUGUGACGGUUGGCAUAUAUUUUUUAAAUAUCAAUAGAGAUAAAAAAAAAAUUAGAAAACUUGAAAGAGAAAUAAAAGAGAUAAGAGAUUUUGAAGAAGCAUUGACGAAAGGAAUUAAUGUAGAACAAAUCUUUAGAGGCAUCAACCCUUUAGUAUUUCAAAUGGGACAUUACAAUGUUUAUUGGGAUACUCAAUAUAAUCGAUUAAAUAUUUUGUUACAAGAGAGAACAGAAAGUCAAGCAAUUCAAUUAGCUUUGUCGAAGGCUAACGCUAGGUGGGAAAAAAUUAUGGUGGAAUGUGAUAAUUAUACUAAAACCGUACGUAAGCUUGUGAAAGAAUCUAGAGAAACGGAAAAUUCUUAA
Funneliformis caledonium is the source of this 930-nucleotide messenger RNA. Lineage: Eukaryota; Fungi; Glomeromycota; Glomeromycetes; Glomerales; Glomeraceae. The record is from the annotation of a GenBank genome assembly.